GUCAAAGAAGCCAGCGGUCGAAGGUGGCGGCGAGGAGGACCUGUUGAGAGGUACCUGCUGACGACCUUGCUCGUGGUGGCAGUCGGGUGCUUGGCACUGCUACUGGUGCUACUGCUACGCCCUCAGGAGUCAGAUUUAUCAAGAAUAUGCUUAACCGAAGAGUGUGUGAAAACAGCGGCCUCGUUGCUGGCAGCGAUGGACCAAAGUGCCGACCCCUGCAACGAUUUCUUCCAGUUCGCCUGCGGUGUCUGGAACAAGAAACACGUUAUUCCAGAGGAUCGAGCGUCUAUCAACACCUUCGAAGUUAUGGCCGAUCAGCUACAAAAUAUUCUCAGGGGUCUUUUGGAAGAGGAUGUGUCACCGGGCGAAGGGGAAGCAACCAAGAAGGCAAAGAUCUUUUACUCGUCAUGUAUGAAUACAAGUCAGAUUGAGGAGGCCAAGGACGAGCCACUGGACCAAGUCCUGGAGAGCCUGGGAGGAUGGCCCGUCACGCAGGAGAACUGGACCCUCCCGGAGUUCUCCGUCGAGACCCUCAUCGGGCGUUUGCGAGGGGAACUGAACCAGGGAAUCCUGAUAGAUCAGUGGGUCGGGCCCGACGAUACGAACUCAUCCGUCAACGUCAUACAGUUAGACCAAAUGGUACUGGGGCUGCCUUCCCGGGACUACUUCCUGAGGGCUAACUCCUCCCGGCGAGCUCUCGACGCCUACCUGAAAUUCAUGACGGACGUGGCUGAACUCAGGGGAGCCAAUCGAACUUACGCCGAAGUACAGCUGGGAGAAGUCUUAGCCCUGGAGACUCGGUUGGCCAACGCGACCAUGCCAGAAGCCGAUCGCCAUGACACGGGCAGAAAUUACGUCAAAUUGACUCUGGCCCUUCUGGAGCAGGAAGUCCCCGAGUUCAAGUGGUCCGACUACCUCUCAGCCUUCCUGAAGGAGAGACUGAUGCCAGAGGAACCCAUUGUUGUGUAUUCCAUGCCCUAUCUGAAGCGUUUAGCCAAGAUCAUGGUCACAACAGACAAGAAAGUCCUCUGGAACUACAUUAUGUGGCGGCUAGUACUGGACAUCACGCCACAUCUCAGCCACGCCUACAGGGCCUCAAGGCACGAGUUCAGGAAAGUUCUCUUGGGCAUUCAGUCUGACCGUAACCGCUGGAACGUCUGCAUUGACUGGACCAACAAACGACUUGGUAUGGCAGUCGGGGCGCUCUUUAUCAAGGAGAAUUUCAAUCCUGAGAGCAAGGAAACCGCCCUGGAGAUGAUCCACACGUUACGGUCUGCUUUCUCUGACCUGCUGGAAGAGAAUGACUGGAUGGACGACGAGACCAGGUCGGUUGCGCGCGAAAAGGCCAACGCCAUGAAUGAGAAGAUCGGUUACCCAGAGAUGCUCACGCGCCCAGACGAGCUCGCUGUCGAGUAUGAAAAUCUGACCAUCGAGCCCAACCAGCACCUGCAGAACGUCUUCAAUUGGUUGCGUUACGAUGCCAACAAAAACUUGGGGCGUCUGCGCGAAGACGUCAACAAGGCCAAGUGGUCGACUGCUCCGGCUGUUCUGAACGCCUUCUAUAAUCCCAAUUUCAAUGAUAUAGUCUUCCCAGCGGGCAUCCUUCAACCCCUCUUCUACUCGCAGCAUCUUCCCAAAUCCUUAAAUUAUGGAGGCAUAGGAGUUGUCAUAGGGCACGAGAUGACUCACGGAUUCGACGACAAAGGCAGACAGUUUGAUAAAGAUGGCAAUCUCAAGCAGUGGUGGAAUAAUCGGACCAUUCAAGCAUUCAGAACGCGCGCACAGUGCAUCAUUGACCAGUACUCGGGUUAUAAAGUCGACCAGGUUAAUCAGUACAUCAACGGGAGAAUGACGCAAGGUGAAAAUAUUGCCGAUAAUGGUGGCAUUAAACAGGCUUACAGAGCAUAUCGGCAGUGGGUGAAGCGAAAUGGAGAGGAGAAGCUACUGCCUGGGAUCAACCUCAACCACGAUCAGCUUUUCUUCCUAAAUUAUGCCAGGAUCUGGUGUGGCACAAUGAGACCAGAGGACGCUCUCUCCAAGAUCAGAUCAUCAGUGCAUUCUCUGGGCCCAAUUCGAGUGUUAGGGCCUCUCUCCAACUCUGCAGACUUCGCCAAAGCCUACAACUGUCCCGUUGGCAGUAGGAUGAACCCAGAGAAAAAAUGCUCUGUCUGGUGAAUAUCUUCGGAAGACAACUCUGAGCCAAAGUUGAUUUUCUCAAUCCUCAUGGUUUUCUCUCACCUGCCAUCUCGUUGAAGAGUAAGAAAGAGAACUGUGAUGGCGCUGUGUAUUUUUCAAGUCAUGGUGUUUGAACACAAAGGCUUUGUAACACUUCAUGGUAUAAGAUUGGUGAGAAUGAGUUCAUGGGCUGUGUUGUGUACCAUUGUUCGUAGAGGGGUAACCAAGAGUUCGACAGUUAUUUUAAAUAUUUUGUGGAAUUUGUUCCAACAAAGCUAUUCAGAAGUUUCAGGAACACUAGCUCUAGUCUGAACACGGAAAACCUCAAACUAAUAAUGUGGCAAAGGACACUGGUAUUGUUUCAUUCCAUGAUUAUAAAAACAUAAAGAAAUACAGAGUUAAAAUUACUGUAUUCGAGUUUCGCCCCUGAAUUAGUAAGUUAUUUGAAAGUCAAAGGGAAGUUAGAUGUCUCAGGAUAAUACACGUUAGAUAACUAAGAGUUUGUACAAUAUGAAAGGUUUUAGAGUAUGAAGAAAAUAUUUUUACAUUAAAAAUGUACAACAUAUGAAAUUUUCAUUGUAAUUUGAUUAGUAUUUAACACUUAGUUCUAAAGAUAUUUUUAUCAGGUAGUGUUGGGUAGUCGUCAGUGAGUAAAAAUUGGUUGUCAUAUUCUUGUACUGCACUUGCACUGGUAUGGGUCACCAUUCAGGGGCUACUUUACAAAAGGGAGGGCAUUGGUAAUUAGAAGCAUCUUACGAAAAAUGGUGUUGCUCUCAUUUGGCAUUUAUUAAAAACUCAUAUAAACUACAUAGAUCUAUUUAUAGUAAACCUUUGGUGGUAUAUAUGAAUAUUUCCUUGCUGUUAACGUGCAUCUGACUGCCAGAUGAUAGCAUUUUUAUAUAUAUAUAUCUCAUGGAUACUCAAAGAAUAUUUUCUAUUUUUAUGUCAUUUUUUUUCUUCCAAGUAACAUUAAGUGUCUUCGUGGUUUUCUUCUUCUGGCCUGUCUUGAUGUUGUUCUCUCCUCUGCAUCAAAUAUACAAAGUUUUGGUCAUUAAUCUCUCUUAUUGUGACUUACUAGUAUAUAAGUGUUUGGGAUGGGGGGUUGUGAGACUGAAGAUAUAUACAUAUAUAUAUAGCCGACAGAAAUCUAUUUAACACAAAUUUAUUCCACUUAAGGUAAUUCUUUCAAUCUAUACGACAUAAUACAGUAUUUAACUUAUAUGUCACUAAGCGGUAAAUUAAAAUCCAUAUGUUACUUACAUAAGUAGAGAGACACAGGAGGAUUCCGAUAUUUUAUAACAUAUUGAUGUUUGCCAUCUCAUGAUAAAAGGAACAUUUUACCUUGAAGAGGAUUUUUCCAAUGCGUGGAGAUAUUUAUUUUUUCUUUGCUCCUCGUUAACCAUCCUCAGUAGCUCCAUGUUAGAUACAAUAUCCUUUGAUCUUUCUAAGUAGCGUUGUAAUAACACAAAACUAAGCAACCAAGGCAGACCUUGUUGCAUAGAAUUUCUAACCACCUGGUUUAUCAGUACUUGGACAUAAGUACAUAUAUUUAGAGGGAUUUUUAACUUUUUAAACUCAAGAUUAUGACUCCUUUAUUCCCACACUAUCUGUCCUUAUCAUAAAUAUUUGUCAGCAAUAUUAAAGAACGUCUUUGGAAUGCAGAAAGAUUUCUAUGGCCACUUCAGCAUAUUUGAUUUGAUACAGGCAGUGCAGUAGAUCGUAACAUUAGUCAUGAGGAACACUGAAUAUUUGUUGUUCUCAUUUAUGCUCUAGCAGUUUUAAUCUGUUCACAAUAUUGUUCUCCAUCAAACUUGAGAUUUAACCUACUUCCAUUCCAUGUUUCUACUGCACCUUCGAAAUCAUUCAGACCCCUUAUGCAUUUACAAAAAAAAAUUGUUGUUUACGUUCUCAUUAUAAACAUUUCUUCAGCAUUUAUAGUACACCUCACCCCUUGCAGAGCAUGUAGUGAAAGUUUGAUCUAUGUAAUAUCUGUAGUUUGUCAAGCUAUGUUUGAAUUUGUAUUCUCUCAAAAUCAAGUAGGCUGCUUGUCUCCUGAGUACAACUUAGGGAAGAAGAAAAAACAAGAUGCCUGGCAUGCUGGGACCAACUGUUAGUAAUAUUUAACAGGAAGGGGCCAGUGCAGAAACCAACCUGACAUUAUUUAUGUAAAAGCAAAAAAGCCAAAACACUACCUCCUCAUCCUUCUCCUUCUCCUCUUGUGGUAAAUUUAAUAGUAGUAGUAUGAUCUUGCUGCUGUAUUUAUGUUGCACAACUCAUUCAGUGGUAUAGCUAUUAGAAACAUUUAUUUUACAAGGUGUGUUAUCAUUAGUAAAUCAAACUCAUAUUAAAGCUAGAAUUCUGUAUAAGGUCCAUGCACAAUUUCUAGGUUGGGAAUACAUACUGCAUUGGUUUAACACUGACACUCUUAAUUAGGAUGAAAUUUAAAGGUUUGGCAUUUCUUUUUCAGAUGAUUUAACAAAACUUCAUGGUGCCUAUUAAUGAUUAAGUCACUAUCCCAUUUAACUUAACACGAACUUGGCUCCAUUAUCUUAUGUUUACUAGGUUUCUUAAAUUAAUGUUUUAAAGAAUCUCUGUAAAAUGUUCUCAUACACCCAUUAAUUACGAACUGAUUUAAAAGAAGCAAACCAUUACAGUAAAUUUUCUUUACUCAUUCCCAGCUCCUUAUCUAUGACAAAAAAUUAUAAUACAAAUUAUCUUACUAUCUUUAUCUUACUAUCUUAACAUGCCUCAGACAUCAAAAUAAUUAAUUGAUUUGGUAGAGGGGCUUUCUCUUCUGAAAGAUGUAUGCAUACUCUUCUAGUACUUAAAAAGGUGAUUGAGAAUAUCGAUGUGAAACGGUGAGAAUAAAUGAAAAGUAAAUAUAAUGUAAGUCUAUAUAAAUACAAAAUACUUUUUUCUGAUGAAAAUACAUCUGUUAGUUAGCACUUUUGCAUCUACCAAUUUAUCCAUUUGACCUAAUAGACUUCAUAGACUGAUAUGGUCUCAAAACAUUAUUAGUGAGAUGUCAGUCUGUUGAAAGGCCAUUUACUGGAACCACGAAAUUAUAAGAAAAAGAUGAGAAAAGGGAAAAGAAUUUACAGUGACCCUUUCACCCAUAAAAAUUCUAAGGUUAUGAGGUAAUGCAAGUAAAAAUACGCCAAUGUAUUCAAUUCCUCCACAUGCAGCACUAGCUUUUUUGUCUUGUCUUUACCAGAGAAUGAUGUUGUGCAACAAAUUCCUGUUCAAUCCAGUAUGAUACAGCCACAUUCCAUGCAUUCCAGUGUCGCACUAUAAAGAUGAGUGUCUUGAAGUAAGUUACAUUAUUCCCAUUCAAUUUCCUCAAAUUGAAUUUAACCAGAUCUCCCAUUUACCAAAACUUGACAUACAUAUUAAUGAGAUGUAUACUGUACCAAUGUGUGCAUUUAUAUCAAGUUAUUAAGCAUCAUCAAUCACAUACAUAAAUCAUUAUUCCAUUUUCAGGUUUUCUAUUCUAAUGAAUUCAGUGUAUAUACAAAUACUGUAUCAUGAGAACUCAAAAUAUUAUAUUAAUAAAGUUUAGAAAUAUACAGUGUAAUAUAGAUAUCUAUUUAUCACCCAUUCCAUUUGCAGAAUUUUAAUUCAUUACAAUUAAACUUAUAAACUUUGGCAUUUAAGAAAAACCAAUAAAAUCUAAGCCGGAAAUUUUAGUUACUUUGUUACUUUUGUACACUGCUCAAUACCUGUCUAUAUGGUAUUUGCAGAUGAUUCCUAAUCCUUUUCUUUUGUACAACUAAUUUAGGUUUCAUUCUUGUGAAAUAACUGUACCUUAUGUAAAUCUAUCCUCACUGACUUAACAUGAAAAGAAUUUUCAUUUUAAUUAUAUAUAUAUUAUAUAUAUAACAAAAAUCUCAUUUAGUAAUGUAAGGCUCUUUGUACAACAUAUCAUCUGCUCUAGUGUCAUCAGGGUCUUUGCUUUUGUUUAUUUUCUCCAAUUUUACUUCCUUCAGACCAUUCCUGACUUGGCAUUACAUUGUACAAGGAAGCAUGAGGCCCACUCUGUUUCACAUACAAUUUUCUUUACAACCUUCAUGUUGAACAGUUAUCCUUCUGAGCCACCUCCCAGGUACUUUUAUUAUCAGAACACUUGUCUCUCAUCUUUCAUGGUAUGGUUAUAGUGAAUACAUUUUCUUUGUAGCUAUAGGACAAAACUUGUGCCCCUGUAAGACAUAUCUGCUGUGUUUAAAAACAAUUCUACCAAUACUGUUAAUACCCACUUGUAUAAAACAUCUGGCAACAAUAUAUAGUUAUAUCAAGGGUUUCAUGGGCAAUGUCCUACCUCAAAACUUACAAUUGGUAACUAAAAUUCCCAAGAACACUGAGUACUUGAGGUGCCAGUCACAUUGUCCUUUUAGUCUUCAAAUCCUUAUUGGCCGACUGACUUGACCAGAUUAAAAGAUCCUUCCUUAUCGCAAUCGUCAUAAUCAAAAUAUCUACUAUUAACAUAAUGUCUAAUAUUUAUAUUUCAUAUAACUUUCUCAGCCCAAUUUAUUUUUAAUUUUGUGCAUCCAUUUUUUCUGCUGAGUUUCAUGAAAGUAAUCCCUUAGCUUCUAGUUGAAUGUGAUGGCAGAAAGAGGACUAUUUUCACUUUGUACUGAUUUGUAACAUGAAAAAGUAAUGAGAUUUUUAUUGCACAAAUUACCGCUUUGUAUAUAUACCAUGCAGUUUUGUCGCAAGUUUAGAACACUUAUGGAAUUAAACGUCUAAUUACUGAA
Messenger RNA from Macrobrachium nipponense, 6926 nucleotides. It is a transcript of the gene Nep1, whose product is annotated as neprilysin-1-like. Gene Ontology annotation, cellular component: plasma membrane. The record is from RefSeq and is a predicted model, not a curated record. Lineage: Eukaryota; Metazoa; Arthropoda; Malacostraca; Decapoda; Palaemonidae. The transcript is spliced from 14 exons. Gene Ontology annotation, biological process: protein processing. The coding region runs from base 196 to 2175 and encodes 659 amino acids. Gene Ontology annotation, molecular function: metalloendopeptidase activity.